This is a messenger RNA of Heterotrigona itama, 1272 nucleotides long. The record is from the annotation of a GenBank genome assembly. NCBI's taxonomy places the organism in Eukaryota, Metazoa, Arthropoda, Insecta, Hymenoptera, Apidae.
AUGAAACAAAGACGAGCAUUAACGGCAGGCUUCCCUCUGUCGAUCGAGCAUACCUGCAACACGAAAUCUUUAAUUUCUUCGAAGAUAUUUCGAGUAGAAUUGAGAAGCGUUCCCGUGGUUUCCGAGCUCUUUGCACUGCGCCUCUCACUGCGAUUUAACCGUUAUCGUGGGCAAUCUGACGAGCACGUAGGUGAACUCGAAGCAUUGACAGUUGAACGUCACGAAUUAAAUUCGACAAAUAAACUCCGGAUGGUCGUUGGGGCCUGAGCUUUGCGACAUGUGGACUAGCAGCGACGUUCUCUGCUGCACUGCCUCGAUAUUGCAUCUGGUGGCUAUCGCGGUCGACAGAUAUUGGGCAGUCACCGAUCUCAAUUAUAUACAGGCGAGGAAUCCACGGCGGAUCGGUAUGUUGAUCGUCACCGUCUGGGUGGUGUCCUUAGGAAUCUCGUUGGCGCCUCAACUUGGCUGGAAGGAUCCUCAUUACUUGGAACGUAUAGCGGACGGGAAGUGUCUCGUAUCACAGGAUCCUGCAUACCAGAUUUUCGCCACUUGCGCCACGUUCUAUCUACCCCUGCUGGUUAUUCUAUUCCUGUACUGGAGGAUAUUUCAGGCGGCACGAAAGCGAAUCAGAAAGAGACCGGGAACUAUCGUGCAACCACCCCGUGAAAGAAGAGGCAUCCUUACACUCGUCACAAGAAGGUUUCGCUUCUCCCCCCCUCCUCCAGCUCCAUUCCUUCCUCCCAAGCCAAGAACUCUGAAUAGAUACACGGUUUGCGAGACUCGCCGAGGGAGGAGUCGACGGCGUUCACCAUAACGAGAUCCACGCCGGACCAUUCGUCAAUCUCGCCGGAGAAGUCGUCGUCGUACAACGGCGCGAACGCCACCCAGUCGACCACCGUGACACCGUCGGCGGUAUCGACGACCACGACGACCACGACCACCACCGUGACGAAUCCUUCGUGCAGCCACUCGACCACGUCGUCGAGCAAGAGGACACGCGAAACGAUCGAGUCGAAACGCGAGAGGAAAGCGGCGAAAACGCUGGCGAUAAUCACCGGGGCGUUCGUUGCCUGUUGGUUGCCUUUCUUCUUGGUCACGUUGCUCCGUGUCACGUGCGAGGCCUGCGAGCCACCGGAGUUGAUGGCAAGCGUCUUCCUGUGGCUGGGCUACUUCAACAGCACCCUGAACCCUGUGAUAUACACGGUAUUUUCACCAGAGUUCAGGCAAGCCUUCAAGAGGAUGCUCUGCGGUGGUUCCAGGAUAAUUCGCUGA